This is a messenger RNA of Cydia pomonella (codling moth), 718 nucleotides long. RefSeq names its product gamma-glutamylcyclotransferase-like. Gene Ontology annotation, molecular function: gamma-glutamylcyclotransferase activity. The record is from RefSeq and is a predicted model, not a curated record. NCBI's taxonomy places the organism in Eukaryota, Metazoa, Arthropoda, Insecta, Lepidoptera, Tortricidae. The transcript has 4 exons. Bases 42 to 662 code for a protein of 206 amino acids.
ACCAUAAUAUUAAUCUUCAUAUUCACACAUGUAGCUGGAAUAUGCAGUCGUUACUUUUCGCAAUUUUAACGUUUUUAUGCUUAAUGUGUCGGGCUAUAGGAAUGGAGGUGUUUUUCUAUUUUGCGUACGGCAGCAACCUGCUUAGUAAUAGAAUUCACAUUAAGAAUCCUUCGGCCGUGUAUUAUGGUCCUGCCAAAUUGUCGGACUUCAGACUAGAUUUCAACAUGCAGACCCCAACGUGGAACGGAGCCGUGGCGACCAUUGUACCGGACACAAACAACACUGUUUGGGGCACUCUCUGGCUGAUUGAUAUUGACAAAAUGGAUUUUCUAGACAAGCAAGAAGGUGUGGACCGCAAGAGUUACUUCGCAAAGAACGUGACAGUGGCAAGAACUGACGGAUAUGAAAUAGUAGCCCGCACUUACAUCCUAACCCAUAACCCUGCGAAGCUUAAACCAGGACAAAUGCUCCCCGACAACAGGCGCCCAUCUGAUACAUAUAUGAAGGUAAUAAUUCUCGGCGCGAUUGAAAGUGGACUACCUGCUCGCUAUGUAAAUUAUCUGAAAACUUUUCCAACAAACAACAAGAAAGCACCAAAAGACAUGCUUAAGUCUCUUGGAACGGUGACACUAGUAAAUAAAAAGGUCUACAAAUUCGACUGAAAAAAUAUCGACUUACAUAUAAAAUAAAUACUGCAUUUUGUUUUUCAUUAUGUUUA